Bombina bombina (fire-bellied toad) is the source of this 6420-nucleotide messenger RNA. RefSeq lists its product as uncharacterized. The record is from RefSeq and is a predicted model, not a curated record. The coding region runs from base 1 to 6276 and encodes 2091 amino acids. NCBI's taxonomy places the organism in Eukaryota, Metazoa, Chordata, Amphibia, Anura, Bombinatoridae. Gene Ontology annotation, biological process: fatty acid biosynthetic process. The transcript is spliced from 6 exons. Gene Ontology annotation, molecular function: fatty acid synthase activity; 3-oxoacyl-[acyl-carrier-protein] synthase activity.
AUGAGUUUGGAACAUGUUGGGGCAAGGGCUCUCCUCCUGGAGGACGUCUCAGAAGAGAAGUCCUGGAAGAGGAGAAUCCCCGAUCCGUUAAAAGAUAUAGGUGAAGGAAUAGAUAACUUUUGGAAGGUUAUCAUAGAGGGAAAGAAUUGUACUGUGGAGAUACCUGCUGAAAGAUUUGAUACAAGACACUGGUUUGAUCAAGAUUAUAACAAACCAGGCAAGAUAAGCACAACCCGAGCAGCUCUCAUAGACGGAUUUAAUGAAUUUGACAACAGACUAUUUGGAAUACAUAACUCAGAGAGUAAAUCUAUGGAUCCACAACAGAAACUGCUGCUAGAGUGCACAUACAGAGCAUUUGAAAAUGCAGGAAUUCCAACAGAGAACAUCAGCGGAAGCAAAACAGGAGUCUUUAUUGGUAUUAUGAAUCGAGAUGCGGACUCAAUUUUUAAUAAUUAUGCAGAGGGUAUAAAUCAUUUCUAUGGCAGUGGAACAGCAACAAGCAUAGCAGCAAACAGAAUAUCAUAUUGCUUCAAUCUAACUGGACCAUCUCUUGUGAUUGACACAGCCUGCUCCUCUUCCCUUGUCGCAUUACAUUAUGCCUGUCAAGCCAUUAAACAAGGAGACUGUGAGAUGGCUGUAUGUGGUGGAGUGAGCUGUAUAAUAGAGCCCCGUGUCUUUGUUGCUCUCAGCAAGGCUAAAAUGAUUUCUCCUGGAGGAAUAAGCAAACCAUUUUCCAACAAUGCAGAUGGCUAUGGAAGAGGAGAAGGAUGUGGUGUUGUUUUAAUAAUGCCUCUUAAAAAGGCAAAAGAAGAUUUGUGUAAAGUGUGGGGAGUUAUAUGUGCCAGUGCUGUAAAUCAGGAUGGAAGAUCAGUUACUCCUAUCACUAAACCUUCACAAAACCAACAGGAAGUCCUACUGCAGAGCAUCUAUAGGACCAUAGAUCCAUCUGCUGUGCAGUAUGUAGAAGCACAUGGUACUGGAACAACAGUAGGAGAUCCAGUUGAAGCUGCCAGCAUUGGAAACAUGGUUGGAAAAAAACGCUCUAGUGAAUUAAUGCCUCUAAAGAUUGGAUCAGUUAAGGGGAAUAUCGGACACACAGAAUCAGCAGCUGGAAUUGCUGGUUUAAUCAAAGUUCUUCUUAUGAUGCACCAUGAAGUUAUUCCUCCAUCCUUGCAUUGCACAACUGAAUCAUGCAUCAGGAAAUUCGAUGAGUACAAUCUAUUAAUUCCUGUAAACCCUGAAAAAUGGGAGGACUCAGGAAAAUAUGGCAGGAUGGCAGGAUUAAAUAGCUUUGGUUUUGGUGGAACAAAUGCUCAUCUUGUCAUUAAGCAGCACAAAAACAAUUAUUCUCAAUGUGUUUCAAAACGACAGGUUGAUUUAUUUAUCCUAUCUGCCUUUUCCUGUGAGUCACUUAAACUACUGAUUGAGGACACAAAACAGAAAUUAAACAAAAUGAUAUCUCUAUCACUUCAAAAUCUGGUGUACACAUCUGCUUGCAGAAGAAGUCAUAAUAACUAUAAAUACAGAAAAGCAUUUUUAGCCACUUCGCUUACACAUUUACAGCAACAACUCGAAUCAGCCAACACUGAUACAGCACCAACUAAAGAAAGACCUCCGAUAAUCUUUGUGUUUUGUGGCAAUGGUGUUAAUUACAAGGGGAUGUGCAAGAUGUUACUGAGAUAUGAACCAGUUUUUAGAAAUAAAUGUAUUGAGAUAGAUGAAAUUCUACAGGUUUAUACACCUCUUUCCAUUUUAGAUUUACUAGAGAGUGAAUAUGAUGAUUUCUCAAGACCAGAGAUUGCACAGCCAAUGCUCUUUACCAUUCAGGUCUCAUUAGUGGCUCUGCUGAGGCACUGGGGAGUGAAGCCAGACACUAUCAUAGGACAUUCAGUUGGGGAGGUUGCUGCAGCACACUGUGCAGGACUGCUUUCACUCCAGGAUGCUGCUAAGGUCAUUUAUUACAGAAGCAUGCUGCAAGCCAAAGUUACUGGAGGAAAAAUGCUUGUAGUUAGCAAUAUACCCGUGACUGAUAUAGCAAGAGUUAUUCAGCCUUAUUCUGGAAAAAUCUGCAUUGCUGCUUACAACAGUCCUAUGUCAUGCACACUUUCUGGUGAUGCAAAAUCAAUUGAACAAAUAUAUAAUCAAAUGACCAAAACAAAUAGCAAUGGGAAUUUAUUACUGCAUAUGCUAGAUGUCCCUGCUGCAUAUCACAGCCACCUGAUGGAUCAAAUAUUAAAGGACACAAAAAUCUACUUACAAAAUUUAGCCGUACAAAAGAUUGAAGCAGAUCUCCUUUCAACAGUAACUGGAAAAAAAGCUUCUCAAGGGGAUUUUACAACUGGUGAAUAUUGGGCCAGAAAUAUCCGUGAACCUGUUGCUUUUGAACAAGCUUUAAAAACUUCAGAAAAAUCUAAUGAACGGGCCCUUUUUAUUGAAAUAGGACCCAGGAGAGCAUUACAGAGAUACAUUAUAGAUGUUUUAGGACAGCAUAAUGUAGUCUUACCUGUUAUACAUCCAAGUGCAGAAUAUGAGACAAUAUUUAGCCUCCUUAGAACUCUUUUCACAGAAGGAUACAAUCCUGACUGGAAUAAUAUCUAUGAAGCCUACAAAUCUGUUCCAGCUGAUAUUCCCCAAUAUCAGUUUGACCACAAAAAGCAAGAGAUCAACUAUGAGAAAGUUCGGCAAGGAAACCAAAGUGUAACAAUCACAGCGCACUCACUGCUCCAAGGUUUAAAUGAAAAUAUGACUGAAUUCACAUGUUGUAUUUCAAAAGCAACAACUCCCUACAUAUAUGAUCACAAAAAUAAUGGAUCUGUAAUAGUUCCAGGUACUUUUUAUGUAGAGCUUGGUUUAGCAGCUACAAUAAUCAACAUGAAACCAAAAGUGCCUUUAAAUUCCCUUGAAAUCAGCAUUGAAUUUUCCAGUCCAUGUGUUGUUAAUCAAAAAUCAAUUGAUCUGAAAAUCAAGCUAGAGAAAAAAAAUUAUGUUACUAAUUUUGAAAUCUUGGCCUCACAUGUUUUUGCUACAGGUCAGGUAAAAAAAAAGAAUGAAAGGUUAAAUGAAUUAAAAAAGAUAUCUCUUGAGCACAUCUUCAAAAGAUGUAAGUUGGUUUACACAAGAGAUGAAAUUUAUGAUGCAUUGUCAAGAUUUGGAUUUCAAUAUGGGAGUGUUUACAAACAGCUGUCUGAUAUUUAUUACGGGGUAGAUUUAAAGGAAGGAAUUACUGAAAUGAAACUGAGUGAAGAGAUUAGGGAAGAAAUGCAUGAAUACUCCAUACAUCCUGUUGUUUUAGACUGCUUUCUUCAGAUGAUUGCUUCCCUUGUUAAAGAAAGUAAAGGAUCUUCAGUUAUCUUUCCUUCUGCCAUUGGCAGUCUAACAAUAAUCAGACCACUUCAAGAAAAAAUGUUUAUUUAUGCAAAAGAAGUAAAGAAGACUGAGAAUUAUUUAGAACUCUGUGGUUGUUUUACAGAUGAAAACGGUUUCAUGUUAGCAGAAGUAAAAAAUGCAAGGCUGACAUUUGUAAGGGAACUAUCUCACAAAACAACAAAUGUGUUUUUUGAAAACAGCUGGAAAAGGGUUUUAGGACCAGCCAGCAUGAAUAAACCAAAUCCGGAGCCUAAAAUCCUAGUUAUUGCUGAUCUAUCUGGUAUAGGACAACAAUUACAAAAACACAUUAGUGGUUUGAAUUUUAUUUUUCAUAACAACUGGGAUUCUGCUGAUACAAAAAUGAGGACAAUGAAUAUGCUCACUAGUGAAUAUAGUGAUGUGUUGUUCAUGUGGGGAGUUCAAACUGUUCAGGAAGAAUUUACAUUCACCCUUACACAAUAUCUAGCAAAGUGUUGUGAGGUUUAUCAGCAAGUGAUCCUAGCUGUGAGAGAGAAAAAUCCCAAAGCGUCAAUAAGAACAGUCACCUUUCGAACAACUGAGAACACUGUGGACAACAUUAACCCUGGAUUUGUUUUGGUAGGCAUGACUAGAGCUUGUGUAACUGAAAUGACAGAUAUGUCAUUCCAACUGAUUGACAUUAGCUCUUCAAACCCUGAUACUGUAGAAUCCCUGGCAAAGGUAAUUCGCUAUUAUAACCCAAGUGAAUUUCCAGAAAUAAGGAUACAUAAAGGCAACAUUUAUGAAAGUGAAAUUGCAUACACUACAAAUGAUGUUGAAGAAUUCAGGAAAUAUGCAGUGUCUUUAAAAAAUACUGACAUUUUCACUUUGUAUAGUAAAGAUCCAUACAAAUUAGAAGACCUUUCUGCAGAGUUAAAUGAUUGCAAAAUUCUGGAGCUCCCAAACAAAUAUGUUGAGGUAGAAAUUGAUCAGAUAUCCAUCCACACUGAAGACUACUUUCCUGUUAGUCUCUCCAGUUACCAAUAUGGAAGCACCUUGUACUGGAACACUUUGACUAAUCACAAACACAAGCUCCUAGUUCUGAACUUCACUGCUACUGUAACAACAGUUGGUAAGAAAGUCAGAACAAUUAAAGUGGGUGAUCAUAUUGCUUCAUGUUAUCCAAUUGUUGCAUCAUCCAGAGUGGCUCUUCCUGAUAGUGUCUGCCAUCGUAUCAAGAACAUUCCAAUCUUAAAGAAGCUGCCAUGUAUAUCCCAUUUCAUUUUAGCAUGGGAAAUUUUAAAUCAACUACCAAAGGCAAAAAAUAAACCUGAACUGGUGAUUGUAACUUCGGAAGCAAAUUCAAUUGUAUGCAAAGUUAUAAGCAAGGCUGCUAAGGAAAGAGGAUGGGAGUUAGUAAAAUCAGUAGAUAGUUGUACAAAUGUCAAGAAGUGCAGUGCAAUGAUUAUUCUCCCUCCAUCAGAUGUCAUUUACGAAGACUUGUCUCAUUUGCCCAUGCUUAAAGACUUGGUAAUAAUAAGUGACAGAAAAAUUCUGCAUGGUUUUCAGAAUCUUACAGAAAUUUGCAAAGGGGAUAUUCACUUUCAUAUUCUCAAUCUCAAUGCCAUUUUCCAGAAAUCAUACAUUGAAAAGUGUGCAAAACAUAUAUAUAAAUUGAUCAAAUUAUUGCAUGCAGAGCUGUUUCAAAGUGUUACUAACUCUCUGCUCACAGAAAGGAUUCAGUCCAUACCAGCCACAGACAAGAGCUAUUUCAUAGAGAAAUGCUUACCCCUCAUUGAUCUGGACAAAAUUAAGGUAUCAAGUAUUCCAAUCUCUAUCACUCAACACACACUUUUUAAGCAAGAUGCUGUUUACAUUGUGACAGGUGGUCUGAGUGGUCUAGGAUUUGAAACAGUAAAGUUUAUUGCACAACAUGGUGGCGUAAACAUUGUCACUCUGUCCAGAACAAAACCAACUCUUGAAAUGGAACAACAAAUACAAAUCAUCUUAGCUGAAAAGAAGAACACAAAAAUAAUCUUGCUGCAGUGCAAUGUAACUGACUAUUCAGAUGUGAAGAAAAUAAUAAAUUAUAUUGCAAAUAUAUUUGCAAAGAUUCCAGUUAAAGGGGUUUUCCACAGUGCUGCAGUUUUCCAUGAUGGAUUUCUUUCUCAGCUUAAUCAGUCGCUAUUUGAGAAAGUGCUUAGCCCAAAAGUUGAGGGGACAUUCAAUCUUCACCAGGCUACACUCAACAUGGACCUUGAUUAUUUUGUAUGUUACUCAUCAAUUUCCUCAUUUUUGGGAAACCCAGGGCAAGCAAAUUAUGCAGCUGCCAACUCAUUUCUGGACAUAUUCUGCCAAUACAGAAGAAACUUAGGGCUUUCAGGGCAGUCUAUCAGUUGGGGUGCUCUCAAUUUAGGAAUAUUGCUCAAUCGACAUGAUCUUCAAGGGUUGCUGCAAGCAAGAGGAAUACUCAUAUUGGAAACACAAGAGGUGCAUGAAUAUUUGGAAAAAAGCUUAAUGAUAAAUAAACCCCAUCAAGUAAUUGCCAAGUUUGAUUUUAAAAUCAUUAACAAUAAGAUUUUAACAUUGAAAAAGCGUCUCUACAACAUUGUAACUAAAGAAAUUAGCAACCUGAAUGAAACAGAUGUAAGACAAAGUGAGAGACCUAUCAUUAAACCAGAAGAUUAUAUUAUCUCAUUAGUAAGUGAACUCACAAAUGCCAGCUUGAAUGACAUCACAAUGGAUACUUUGCUAACAUCAUUAGGAAUUGAUUCCAUGCUCAGCAUGACGAUACAGAAUCGUAUCUUUCAAGAAAAAGAAAUAAACAUACCUCCUGUUAAACUGUUUGAUCCUAGCACAACUGUGUCAAUGCUAGUGUCUAUGAUUAGUCAAAAUGCAGGUGACACAAAAGAAAAGAUGACUAGUGCCACUUUGGAAGUCAUUAGGCUAUAGGAAAUGUUACUAAAGACUGCUACUGCAUGAGGCAAAUUAAAAAAAUAUAUAUGUGUGUGGUUGAGCCAGCCUUUUAAAAUUAUAUCCAUGGAUAGUAUUUGACAUUGCAACUAAUUUAAGAAAGUACAGUACAAUAAAAAUAUA